ACUGUCGGAAAAACACGUUCAACAGCGCGAUAAAUCGCGACAACUCAUCACCAAGUCAAUACUCCAUUGUGAGCGGUCUGGUGCAGCUUAAUAUCGUCAACCGUAUAUCUGAGCGAGUGUAUUUUAUUUGCGAUUAGUGGGUUUCGAUGUGGUAUCAAUAAAACUGGUAAAAUGGCAGAGAUCAACGGUUCACAAUAUUCGACAUGGGUUGGACUAAUUUAUGUCUUCAAUCUCAUCGUUGGAACAGGUGCUCUAGCCCUUCCAGCUGCAUUCAGUCAAGCAGGAUGGUUUCUUGGUACCAUAAUUGUGAUAAUAUUAGCUUUAAUAAGUUUUAUCACCGUUACAUAUGUGGUAGAAACAAUGGCUUGUGCUAAUGCUAUUUUUACUUGGAGGAAAAUUCAGCAGCGCAAAAACGUAGGUCUCAUUUCUGACUCAGACUCAGAAUUCAAUGUACAGCAAGCCCAGGGUGAGUCCUGUCCAUCUAAUUCUGAUUCUGAAGACACUCCUUUAGUAACACCUGCUCCAAAAAGUCCAGAGCAUACAGAAAGAUCUCACUAUUAUGCUAUACAAGAUAAAAUUGAAAUGGGAGAAAUGGCUUCCAUUUUUUUCAGUAAAGCAGGAGUUACAGCAUUUUACAUCUGUUUAUCAGUUUAUCUUUAUGGUGAUUUAAGCAUUUACGGAAUAGCGAUUGCCAAGUCAUUAGCUGAUGUUGCCUGUACCUAUACUCUGCAAAAUUUUACUUGCAAUGGAACUAUUCCAGAAGAUCAACUUUGUUGGGCAUCGUUUGGUUUUAGUUGACUAGAUGUUUACAGAGUAUUUUUGACUUUAUUUGUUUUGACAUUGGGUCCAUUUGCAUUUUUCAAUGUACAGAAAACAAAAUAUUUACAAAUUUUCACAUCAGUAACGAGGUGGUUAGCAUUUAUAAUAAUGAUUGCAUAUGCAGUAAGAAAACUAAUAGUUGAUGGACCAAAAGGAAAACCAUCUAUGUCAAAUUCACUCGAUGAAACCACCGCUACAAAUAGUUUUGCUAUGUACAAAACCCAUAGACAUCGAAUGAUUAUCAAAUUUUUCCGGUUUUACUCGAUGAAAGUUAAAAUUUUACCUGCUCUUCAAGACAACUUUAUGUAUCUUAUCAUUGAUGAGGAUACCAAUGAAGCAGCAGUUGUUGAUCCAGUAGCUCCAGAUACUGUCUUAGCUGCUGUUAGAGAAAAUAAUUGCAAAUUAACAAAAGUACUAACAACUCAUCAUCAUUUGGAUCAUGAUGGUGGAAAUGAAAGCAUAAUUUGUUCUAAACCAGAUUUACAAGUUUAUGGAGGUGAUGAUAGAAUCAAAGCUUUAACAUGUAAAGUUGGUGAUGGAAGUAUUAUUAAUAUGGGAAGUUUAAAAAUUGAAUGUCUGCAUACACCUUGUCAUACUCGUGGUCACAUAUGUUAUUAUGUGACAAAAAGUUGUUCAGAACCAGCAGUUUUCACUGGUGACACUCUAUUCAGUGGAGGUUGUGGAAGAUUUUUUGAAGGAACUGCAGAUCAAAUGCAUCAUGCUUUAAAUGAAAUUUUGGCAAAACUACCAGAUGAAACGAAAGUUUAUUGUGGACACGAAUAUACCAUUAGCAACCUUAAAUUUGGCUUACACGUGGAACCAAACAAUCAAGCAAUGAAAAAACGAAUAGAUUGGGCUUGUUGUCGCCGUAAAAAUAAUCUUCCAACCAUUCCGAGUACAAUUGGUGAAGAAAAAUUAAUCAAUCCAUUCAUGAGAGUUUGUGAACCAUCUGUUAAGGAACACACAAAAAAAUGUAAUCCAGUAGAAGUUAUGGCAUGUUUAAGAGCUGAGAAGGAUUGUUUUAAAGCUUAAGCACUUGCUUUUAAAAUUUUUUUUUAUAGUGAUUUAUAACAAAUAUAUAUUUGUAUUUUUUAUUCUGUUAAAUUAGUUCUACAAAACUAAUGGUAUAAAAAUUAAAAAUGUAAUUGUAUUAAUAAAAUUGAGGUAUUUAAUAUU
This is a messenger RNA of Phymastichus coffea, 1995 nucleotides long. RefSeq names its product transmembrane protein 104 homolog. Gene Ontology annotation, molecular function: hydroxyacylglutathione hydrolase activity. The transcript has 11 exons. The record is from RefSeq and is a predicted model, not a curated record. NCBI's taxonomy places the organism in Eukaryota, Metazoa, Arthropoda, Insecta, Hymenoptera, Eulophidae.